CACAUCUGUUUGCCAUUUAUAAAACAAGUGUGUAAGGAAAGUGUGCAAAUAAAUAAUUGCACUAGCAUAACUCCAUUAUCUGUGCUCUGUGAUGUUCCUAUGAUAGGUUAGUUUAUUACCUUAUUAAUAUUAAUUAUAAAAGUUAAAUGGUAAUAAGCAUAAGAAAUACCUUAAUAUAAUACACCACCAGUAGCAUUCUGUUUUACAAAGCACUUGGAAAAGACCACAGUAAAGAGAGCCAUAAUUGUAUUGUAUACUACAUCCACACAAGUAUUGUUAAUAGCUCAACCAAACCAAGGGAACCAAAAACUGCUCACACACAGAUGUUUGAGGACCAAGACUGGGAAAGCAGACAGGUAAAGGUUUAAUGUACAUUAUUCCUCCUGCCAGCAUCAGUUCUUCCUCUCUCACUGAUGGCCACCCUGUCGAAUUACGCUGUGCGCAUGGCACGCCUCAGUGCCCGGAUCUUUGGGGAGGUGGUGAGGCCCACGGACAGCCAGUCCAUGAAGGUAGUGCAGCUGUUCAAGGAGCAGCCACUCGCCAAGAGGAAGGAGGUGUAUGACUGGUACCCCCAGCACAACACCUACUAUGCCCUCACCAAGAAACUGCGCUUCAUGGGCCUCUUCAGAGAUGAACACGAGGACUUCAAGGAAGAGAUGCGCCGCCUGAAGAAACUUCGAGGGAAGGGCAAGCCCAAGAAGGGCGAGGGGAAGAGGGCCGCAAAGAAGAAGUAGACAAGUGUUGAUCCCCUGCCCCCUCUUCUGGACCAGGAACUGCCAUAUACUGCAGCGGGCAUCUCCAGAGAGCAACGCCCAUAUUCAGUCUACCUGCAGUGCUCUUUGGUUUCAUAAACAUUUUCUGAAAUUUAGGGAAAAAAGUAGACUCUGGGCCAAAGUGUGAUUCAGAAGUCAUAUUGUAAAAAUAAUGGGGGUUUUCACUCCAGAGCCAUGGACUGGACAUUAAAAGGAAUGCAGUGUCAGAUGUAUCAAUCAUUUUGGUUGAGAUCUGUAUUAUGUCUUUUGUUUAUAGACUCAAUGACCAUGAAAACCUCUUUUGAGCUAUUACCAUGUGAGGUGUAUGUUUUUCUUCAAAAUAAAGGUCUAUGAAAAUCAAUG
Megalops cyprinoides (Indo-Pacific tarpon) is the source of this 1115-nucleotide messenger RNA. RefSeq names its product mitochondrial ribosomal protein S33 (gene mrps33). The coding region runs from base 414 to 734 and encodes 106 amino acids. The record is from RefSeq and is a predicted model, not a curated record. The transcript has 2 exons. NCBI's taxonomy places the organism in Eukaryota, Metazoa, Chordata, Actinopteri, Elopiformes, Megalopidae. Gene Ontology annotation, cellular component: mitochondrion.